AUGUCCGCCUCUCCCACAAACUCACCUGCCUUUACUCCCCGCCAGCUCCCCUCUUUCCGAAACGUCAAGCGUUCCCGACCGAAUGUCUCCGGUAGACCUCUCUCCCUGCCUCGUCUCCUAGAGACCCUGGACACCGAUGCCUUGCGGACGGUGUUACGGACCAUGUGCGAACGCCACCCUCAACUCGCCGACGAGGUGGCCCAGACUUCUCCACGACCAAGUGUCUCUUCUACUUUGCAAGUACUACGGAACUACCAGGCCGCCCUCCAGUCCUCUUUCCCCCUAGGUGGCAACACUGAGUCCGACUACGCCUACAACCGAGUUCGGCAGCCACUCACGAACCUUCUCGAAGCCCUGAGUGACUUCACUCCAAACUUUCUCCCUCCUAAUGAGCCGCAACCGUCGAUAUCUUUGAGCUACCUGGACGGGGCGACCGAUAUUAUCCACGCCCUGCCCCGCUGGAGCACACCACAGAACAACAUCGAGCGGGACUCGGCUUACGACGAGAUCUGCAAAGCCUGGAUCCUGGUGAUCCGGGAGGCGGCAAAGCGAGGCGGAGGUAUCCAGCUGCAAUACGGUGGUUGGGACCACAAGCUCACCAAGCACAACCAGAACUCGGGAGGAAAGCUGCAGGCGGCGGUACAUGAGCUCGGGCUCAGCCUGGGGUGGAUGAACGGCCCGGACUCGCCGUCCAACAGCGCUGGCAGCAGUGAAAUGGCGUCCAUCAGAGAUCAGCUCUUCUCGGGUACCUAUGGCUUGGGUACGCCCGUCAAGGUUGGGCCCUGGUGA
Penicillium canariense is the source of this 789-nucleotide messenger RNA. RefSeq names its product cut8/STS1 family protein. The coding region runs from base 1 to 789 and encodes 262 amino acids. NCBI's taxonomy places the organism in Eukaryota, Fungi, Ascomycota, Eurotiomycetes, Eurotiales, Aspergillaceae. Gene Ontology annotation, biological process: proteasome localization; nuclear protein quality control by the ubiquitin-proteasome system. The record is from RefSeq and is a predicted model, not a curated record. The transcript has a single exon. Gene Ontology annotation, cellular component: nucleus.